GUACAUGGUAUUCAAGUUUCGAGUACCACCCCUACUUUCUAGUCUCCCUUGAGAGACUAAGGCCGCGUGAGUUCGUCGUACCAAAUGGGCGAAUCUCAUAGCGCAAGGGUGUCCUUGCUCGUUAGAAUCAUACAGCAUGAAAUCAUCAUCAAGUACAAUCAUUAUGAUCAUGUAACGACACUGGUCAUGGAGCCCAUCCCGGAGGUCAACGAGAGUGAAGAGAUGUACGGACUGGUGGACCACUUUUUUGAUGCUUUAAUUAAAUACACGAAAGAAUGCCGGGGCGUUAUAUGGAAUGGGGGGGAAGUAAAGACUCAGCUUUAUCAGACAGACAGCUAACUCCAUUGGCAUUGGAUAGGAGCACAGAUUGACAAUCAUCCGAAGCAUUGAAGGAUAGGAUGGCAGGAGGGAGAUAGGCUCUUCGAGACCUUGCCAACGACCGACGAAGAAGGGUCACCAGAAAGCUUGAUUGCUUUCCCAUUUGUGGACACCCCUUCCGAAGCUUGUCGGCCCAGAGGGAGUUAGCCUUCGCGCUCCCAACUCCAAGUAUCAAUCAAAAACCUCGAAGUGCCUGAGACAUAUAGAAAAACCCGUCAACCGCUCUCUAGGAAGUUGUAGACGCAUGGAAGGAGAUUCAUGAACGAAGUCACCCAAGUAAGCGCCGGGAGCGUUGGGAGAGCGCGGAGGAAUAGGGUUUUUCGUUCAACUCCUUCGGAUCCAAUGAAUUCCGAGAGAACGAUGGAGAUGGAAUUAGCAACUCGGGUAGGUCGGUCGAGCAUCUGUUGUAUCCAUCCGGCAGGCGGGAGAUGAAGGCAGGAAUAUCUACGUAUUAUGGGUGCGGAGGAAUAGGGAUCCCUAUUCCCUAAUACCCGGUGCCCUUUGACUUAUUUUCUCGCUCCUGAGACUGAUGGGUCAACCCAUUAGUCUUGUUAUACCAAUCCGUUGCCUUAGGAAAGGCGAGUCGAUUCAAGAUCGGAGUCAUCUAUCGGUUUGAGAUUCCUUCGCUGUAGAAAGGAGUUCCAUAUAGGCUAUAUCAUAAGCCGCUACUCAAGAGGAUAAUGAAUUCUUUAUUAUUUAUUUAAGCUUCCUAUCCUGCCUACUAAUUCAAUACUAAAAUACUAAAUAGAAGAAUAGAAGAUGAAGGAGAAAGGGAUUAUAAUCCAUUGCACUCUAUCUUACGUAGGGAGCUUCCUUCGUGCUUAUCCUCUUCCCCUAAAGUAAUUUCUUACCUCAGGCCAAGUCCUAAGCUCUGGACUACUAAUGGACUACUAAUAAUAAAAUAGAAGGGUCCUGUGGAUUUAGGUAUUCCUCUCCCCUUUGAACAUAGUGAAACGAAUUCUCUAGGUACGAAGUCACUCGAAGAGGUACGACCAAAGGGAGUCCCUAGAGAUUCGUUGAACUAUGUUCAACUCAUUCGAAGAGGGAGAGGAAUCUCUGUACCUCUAUUUUUAUGUCGAUUCCUCCACACUUCCAUUCCUUGAAGAGGGAAGGCUAACUGCUUGCUGGCUGGGAGCUGUAUGAGCGGUAACGUCCACGUACGGCUCCGUGAGAAGGGAAAUGGCCUUGUUGUACCUCACUCUCGUCUUCAAUGGGGUCUGCUCUUUUUUUUUUGGGGGAGUAUGCCAAUAUGAUCUUAAUGAGGUGCGGGGCUUUGCAUCUGAAAUUCGUUGGGUUCCCGGCGUUUUUGUGCAAUAAACCCCUCCGGCCGAAGACUAGUGGUAGGUGGUCCUGCGGAGCUUUCGGAAAAGGGUAGCCUAGUGUGUAAGCACAGCAAUGAACCGCGGCGAACCCUCAGACGACCUAUCUAAGAUUAGGGGGGGAUCCCUUGAACUAGAUACGUAUCUUUCAGUAGUGGUGACCCACGGACUUAUACAUGUACCGAAUGCUCAUACGGGAAAGUUGACUCCUGGGAGGUUGCUCCGAAGGAAACGAAGAGGUACGAAGUCGCUAGAGAUUCGUUGAACUAUGUUCAACUCAUUACGUAUUACUUGAAAUACGUAUCUAAGGUAUCUAAGUUAUCGACUAAUCAUCUCAAUCCUCUCUUUCUCGUCCAGUCAGGGGGGUGCGGACACACCUGCGCGGAUUACAGGUGACAGUUACAAGAAUGGCGGGGAAGUAAACAGUACCCGACGACAUUCAGGGAUGGAUGUAGACCCAUCGGGCAGGGAUAAUCAUUCCGGUCCUGGGAGAAAAAAGACUGAGCUGAGGG
Cuscuta campestris is the source of this 2209-nucleotide messenger RNA. NCBI's taxonomy places the organism in Eukaryota, Viridiplantae, Streptophyta, Magnoliopsida, Solanales, Convolvulaceae. The record is from the annotation of a GenBank genome assembly.